AUGGAGCAGAAAGCCUUUGAUGAUGAGGCUAUGUCUAAAGAAAAUGUUUACAAGGGGUGUAGUGAGUACCAAGCCGGCCGUGAACGUGUCGAAGACAAAGAGCGUCCGGGGCGACCAUCAACCUCAACCGACGAAGCUCACGUUCAACAAAUCAAAGAUUUGGUGUUGAAAACCAGUCGAUUAACAAUUAGAGAUCUUGCUGAUGAAGUUGGCAUAUCGAAAGGCUCAGCCAAUACCAUUUUGAAGGAUGUUUUGGGCCUCAAGCGCGUCAAAUCUCGACUGGUACCGAAAACAUUGAAUUUUUUGGAAAAAAGGCGCCAAAAACUCAACCCAUAUCGUUCCGCACCAACCACCGUAUUCACCUGA
This is a messenger RNA of Zeugodacus cucurbitae (melon fly), 366 nucleotides long. Its product is annotated as protein GVQW3-like. Bases 1 to 366 code for a protein of 121 amino acids. The record is from RefSeq and is a predicted model, not a curated record. NCBI's taxonomy places the organism in Eukaryota, Metazoa, Arthropoda, Insecta, Diptera, Tephritidae. The transcript has a single exon.